AUGGACAUCGACCAACUCGAUCCUAUAGCCAUCUCUCUAAAUCAAACGAGAGAAACGUCACAGAAACUAGACGAAGAAUACGAAAUUUUAAAACUUAAGCAAAAGAAUAUCGAGUUGCAAGCGAAAAUUGACCGUAAUAACAAGUUUUUGGAUGGUUUGAGAAAAGAAUUGCAAGCGUCGAAAGAUUCGCUUGCGGAGCAGAAUCCCAAUCCUGAUAAUAUCCACGAUUAUAUAAGGCAAUUAAAGCAGAAGGUUGCGUCGUACGAAGAAAGUUGUGAGAAAGCGAAGGCCAAGUUCAUAAAACUCGCAGUACCUGACGCCAUAUUGCCAACGUCGCUGCAGGCGCUGGUUACGUCACUCGCGGCACUCCGCGAAGAAGCUGCUGCACUUCAACUGCAAGUUGAUGAUGUAGCACUAGCGAGGGAAGCACGAGAAACGUUUAUAAGGCUAAGGAAAUAA
This is a messenger RNA of Arctia plantaginis, 459 nucleotides long. The record is from the annotation of a GenBank genome assembly. NCBI's taxonomy places the organism in Eukaryota, Metazoa, Arthropoda, Insecta, Lepidoptera, Erebidae.